GCCCACCACCGCUCCAGCCCCUCGCGCUCCCCGGUGCUUCCGGCACUCUCGUGUUUACGCACGUCACCGCCGCGCCCAUGCGCACUGGGCUUGUUGUCGGCUCGCUUGUUAUGCCUGGUUGAGGCCUCGGACUAAAUUAGUAGAAAACCCCCCGUCUCCGCCCCGGGACACCCGCCAUGGAGGGCAUGGAUAUGGACCUGGACCCGGAGUUCAUGCAGAAGUUCAGCUGUAUGGGCACCACCGACAAAGACGUGCUUAUAUCCGAGUUCCAGAGGCUGCUCGGCUUCCAGCUGAACCCCGCGGGCUGCGCCUUCUUCCUGGACAUGACUAACUGGAACCUGCAGGCUGCUAUUGGGGCGUACUACGACUUUGAGAGCCCCAACAUAAACGCGCCGUCCAUGUCGUUUGUGGAGGACGUGACGAUCGGCGAGGGGGAGUCCGUCCCCCCCGACACACCAUUCACAAAGACCUGGAGGAUACAGAACACAGGGGCAGAGUCCUGGCCCCCAGGGGUGUGUCUGAAGUAUGUGGGCGGGGACCAGUUUGGUCACGUCAACAUGGUAUUGGUUCGCUCGCUGGAGCCGCAGGAGGUGUCCGACGUCAGCGUGCAGAUGCGCAGCCCGGCUGCCCCCGGCAUGUACCAGGGCCAGUGGAGGAUGUGCACAGCCACUGGACUCUUCUAUGGGGACGUGAUCUGGGUGAUCCUCAGCGUGGAGGUGGGCGGUCUACUCGGCGUCACGCAGCAGCUGUCCUCCUUCGAGACGGAAUUCAACACCCAGCCCCACCGCAACGUCGAGGGUAACUUCAACCCUUUCGCCUCGCCACAGAGGAACAAGGGCAGCGGGAGCCCCAGCGGUCCCUGGGACGGCCACUCGGACGGCAUCCAGCAGGACCAAAAUGGACUGUCACACACCUCUGUAAAUAUAACACCAAACAGUCUCCAAAACAACCUGUCAGUGGUGACAUACAGUCAGGUGAGUGAGCGGAGGGCCUUCGUGGCCCCACUGGUUACUAUGUUUCCAUGGGGGCUGCCAUGUGAGCGCACUAAAGGCUCAUGGGAAAGGAAGGGUUAUGAACCAUGUUACAGUGCGGGAAUGCAGGCUCAUUACAUAUAGGGAGCGUAUUGACUUGCUGCAUGGAAAUCACCCCCACCCCCAAUCCCAUCCAAGUCUGUAUUGAACAAGGGUUCGGUUACAAGUGAUUUGCGGUUGGAGGUUAUCAGGCUAAUUUGCUUUUUAUUUAUUUUUUACACAGACACAGAUGAUUGUGCAGUAAUUUGGGGUAGUGAUUAGCCUAAAGGCCUUUCUGCUGUUGAGUAACAGGAAGUGUGCUGUCUGCCUUUUCCCGGCCACGGCCUGGCACUGCCAGUCGGGGCCCUUGAUUUGCUGGCGAAAGUGAGGUUGGAUAUUGGUACUGGUCCCCACCCGCCUUGCUGGGGCUGACAGGGGGUGGUGACCACCUUGCUCUUAUCGACCCACAUGCCGAACAGAUGAGUGCAACCUGAUAGGGCCCUGCCCAGCCAUUUGGGGAGCUGGCUGCUGUCCCUCGGGGCCUUCGAUAGCGUCUCCGGCAUGGCGGAAUGGCAGCAGGGCAGCGUUUAGCCUCUGCUUGCGCAGACUGGUCAUUGCCAGGGCACGCUAUCUUGGACACGGGGCAUGUGUGGGAGUGUUUGGGGAAACAGUCAUUCUAAACAAAGAUUGGCCUUUUUUUCCUGUAAAAGAGUGAUGGAGUUUUUUGGCACCCUGGCAAAGGUGCUGUUGAUCAGGGUGUAACAAGAGCGCCAUCCUGCAAUCGGGCUUCAGGUGGGACCUCUCGCAGACUUCCUGUCACUCGGUAUCACUGCAGACGUGUGAAGGACCUUCAGAGGACCCCGGAUCCUACUGACUUCUUGCCUUCCCCCCCCUCUCUUCUGCAGGGUAUCCACGGGCCCUACCCCUUUGGAGAGUCUUAAAAGCAGCCUCCAGCCACGGCUCAGCGGUGCUGCUUCCCGCCGCCCCGAGGGUGGUGGUGGUGGGGGGGAGGUUUGGGCCGGCUGGGAGCAGCUCCGAAUUAUUUCGUAUGGACACUUGACAGAUCCUGUUUCCUCUCCCUGAUGAUGAUAUAAAUGAACAGUGAAGAUAAGGGUGUGUGAUCCCUGUAUGCCCGGAGAAUGCAUGUGCGAAUGCUAAAUUAAGAUCAGAGUGCUAUGAGUCUUUUGCGGGGCAUGGAGUACAUACCGGAUGUCCUUUUCUUUCCGUUGUAUCCUCUGAGUCUGAGUUUUCGAGCACCGAGUAGAGUUUAGCGAGGAGCAAUGAGCACCACUGUCCCCAAGCAGACGAAGCGGUCCUCAGCGGCUCUGUGGGCUGCUGUGUGACAUCAUACGCCGGUUCCCCGCUCUCCUCCUUUAGCGGUGUUUACUUUCUGGGGUGCUGUCUUCCCUGUUCCGCUGUAAAGGUUCUUCAGAGAAGGAAGGUCAUAUUUGUGCAGAGAGAAAGAUCCCGGCCUUUCUGAGUCCUGCUGUCUUUGUGUAUCUUCCGUCAAAGCUCUGCCUUGCACAUCUAACACCAGGUGGUGCUGUAAGUGGAUAAAAGAAUGAGUUGGCACGCAACACCAUCACUUACCAGCAGAGGGCGCUGCUCGACAAGUUACCCUGAGGCAGGUAGCCAAGCUGCCAGGUUGCUGACGUUCUGCUUCUGACCGAACCGAUUCCCGCUUCUGUCCUCGGUCUGCGGCUUUUGGGGUGGCGUGUUCAGUUGCAUUCGGCACACGCUUGUUGCGCGGCCGUCUCGGGUCGCUGGCGUGUUCCGGUCUCUGUGGGAGGGGCGUAGAGCCCCCUGGAUCUUGGUUAAGCAACCCCCCCCCCGCCCCAGAAGCUGGAGCCCAUGAGCGUUUUGUAUAAUAUGGAUUAAAUGCUUUUAAGUUGGGGAAAAACACAGGCUAUUCAUCGUUAUGUCAGUAAUGUUUUCAUGAGCCAUUUUGGAGACACUAUGGAACGACUUAAUUUCCAUAAGCUCUCUGUAUGCUUCUCGAUGGAAGAAUAGACAGUCAUGUAACAUAUUCAACUAUUAAUACUCUUCGAUCAGACUAUUAGCAGUAGUGUGUUUUUUUUUUUUUUUUUUUUUUUAGCUGCAGGGCAAUUUUCUGGUCCCCUGAGCUUUGGUGCCGGCCGCUGGUAAUGGUUCCCAUCUGCACUGGCUGUCAGCUCCGAGUUCCAGCACGGCUGUAAUCCACCAUCCCUGUCAAUCUGCUGUGUUUAUACAAUAUCCUGCCCAAAUGGCAGUCCCCCCCCCCCCCCCCCCCAAUCCUGAAAAGUAUACACUCACCGGUCUGCCUUCCUCUUCUCUCCUUUGCUCUGUUUGUUGACUGUCUGAAUUUUUUAGGUUCCUUGAUGGAUGGUCUCUGUUUCGUUUUGUUUUUCUCCUCUGUGAUUCGGGUGCAUGUCGGACUGUGUGGGGCACUGGGAUGAAUGAAUCCAGUCUGUGUAGAGUCCUAUGAUAGCACAUCGAAUGAAGAAACCUGAAAAAUGGAAUCCUUUUACUUGUAUGUAUAAAUGAACAUUUGUAUGAUUAAAUUAACACUGAAAAGAGAA
Messenger RNA from Brienomyrus brachyistius, 3568 nucleotides. RefSeq names its product protein ILRUN. The coding region runs from base 177 to 1115 and encodes 312 amino acids. NCBI's taxonomy places the organism in Eukaryota, Metazoa, Chordata, Actinopteri, Osteoglossiformes, Mormyridae. Gene Ontology annotation, biological process: macroautophagy. Gene Ontology annotation, cellular component: phagophore assembly site. The record is from RefSeq and is a predicted model, not a curated record. The transcript has 4 exons. Gene Ontology annotation, molecular function: ubiquitin binding.